Loxodonta africana (African savanna elephant) is the source of this 8219-nucleotide messenger RNA. It is a transcript of the gene AFF4, whose product is annotated as ALF transcription elongation factor 4. NCBI's taxonomy places the organism in Eukaryota, Metazoa, Chordata, Mammalia, Proboscidea, Elephantidae. The transcript is spliced from 22 exons. The record is from RefSeq and is a predicted model, not a curated record. The coding region runs from base 438 to 3941 and encodes 1167 amino acids. Gene Ontology annotation, biological process: regulation of gene expression. Gene Ontology annotation, cellular component: super elongation complex; nucleus.
UCCGCCGCCGUCAGCGGACGGGGCGGGGAUCCCGGUGCCAGGUCCUCGCCAACCCGCCCCCGCCGCCACCGUCUGCCGUCCGGGUUCUGCCCGACUGUCAUGAAUUGGGGCGGGAUCUUCGCCUGUUCCGUGUGAAGUGCGUCGUCGCCGCUGCCACCGCCGCCUCCGCUUUCCGAGGCUUCCCCACCCCCGCCACCGCCUAGAGCCCCUCGCCUUGGGCAGCCCGUCGCCGCCCCCCGGGCAGGCUCGAAUGCGCGUCCGGUGAAGGUGCAGGCCCGGCGCCGCCGCUGCCGCAGCCGCAGCCGGGAAAUGGUUCGGGCCUAGCGGAGCCGGGACUGGAGGGAAUCUAAAACAACAGCAAAGCUGAGGUCAAACUGCCAUAAGGAUGGACACCAAGGAAGCUGUGUUUGGGACAAAAAGAAAUCGAGAUAAGCAACAUGAACCGUGAAGACCGGAAUGUGCUGCGUAUGAAAGAACGGGAAAGGCGGAAUCAGGAAAUUCAGCAGGGCGAGGACGCCUUCCCACCUAGCUCUCCUCUCUUUGCUGAGCCAUACAAAGUUACUAGCAAAGAAGACAAGUUAUCAAGUCGCAUUCAGAGUAUGCUUGGAAACUACGAUGAAAUGAAGGAUUUCAUAGGGGAUAGAACUAUACCAAAGCUUGUUGCAAUUCCCAAGUCUACAGUACCACCAACAGCAGAAGAAAAAUCCAACCCCAAUUUCUUUGAACAGAGACAUGGGAGCUCACAUCAGAGUAACAAAUGGACUCCAGUAGGACCUGCGCCCAGCACUUCUCAGUCACAGAAACGGUCCUCAGGCUUACAGAGUGGACACAGCAGCCAGCGGACCAGUGCAGGUGGCAGUAGCAGCACCAACAAUAGUAGCCAGAGGCAUGACCGUGACUCAUAUAGCAGUAGUGGGAGCAGUAGCCGGAAAAAAGGCCAGCAUGGAUCAGAACACUCCAAAUCACGCUCUUCCAGCCCUGGAAAACCCCAGGCUGUUUCUUCAUUAAGCUCCAGUCAUUCCAGGUCUCAUGGGAAUGAUCACCAUAGCAAGGAACAUCAGCGUUCCAAAUCACCUCGGGAUCCUGAUGCAAACUGGGAUUCUCCUUCCCGUGUACCUUUUUCAAGUGGACAGCACUCAAAUCAAUCUUUCCCCCCUUCGUUGAUGUCAAAGUCCAGUUCAAUGUUACAGAAACCCACUGCCUAUGUGCGGCCCAUGGAUGGACAAGAGUCCAUGGAACCAAAGCUGUCCUCUGAGCACUACAGCAGCCAGUCGCAUGGCAACAGUAUGACUGAGCUGAAGCCCAGCAGCAAAGCACAUCUCACCAAGCUAAAAAUACCUUCCCAACCACUGGAUGCUUCUGCUUCUGGUGAUGUGAGCUGUGUGGAUGAAAUUCUUAAAGAGAUGACGCAUUCAUGGCCUCCCCCUCUAACGGCUAUUCAUACACCAUGCAAAACAGAACCUUCCAAAUUUCCUUUUCCAACUAAGGAACCUCAACAGUCCAGUUUUGGUUCUGGAGAGCAAAAAAGAUACAAUCCUUCUAAAACAUCAAACGGGCACCAGUCUAAAUCUAUGUUAAAAGAUGACUUAAAACUAAGCAGCAGUGAAGACAGUGAUGGGGAACAGGAUUGUGAUAAGACGAUGCCACGGAGUACACCAGGAAGUAACUCUGAACCUUCACACCAUAAUAGUGAAGGAGCAGAUAACUCCAGGGAUGAUUCUAGCAGCCACAGUGGAUCUGAAAGCAGCUCUGGAUCUGACUCCGAGAGUGAAAGUAGUUCCAGUGACAGUGAGGCAAAUGAGCCAUCCCAGAGUGCAUCUCCUGAGCCUGAACCACCACCAACAAACAAAUGGCAACUGGAUAAUUGGUUGAAUAAAGUGAACCCACACAAAGUAUCACCAGCUUCAUCUGUGGACAGUAACAUCCCAUCAUCUCAAGGCUAUAAAAAGGAAGGCCGAGAACAGGGCACUGGGAAUAGCUACACUGAUCCAGGUGGACCUAAAGAAACGAGUUCCGCUACUCCUGGGCGAGACUCCAAACCCAUCCAAAAGGGAUCAGAAGGUGGACGAGGGAGACAGAAGUCUCCUGCACAGAGUGACAGUACAACACAGAGGAGAACUGUAGGCAAAAAACAACCCAAAAAGGCUGAGAAAGCAGCUGCCGAAGAGCCCCGUGGAGGCCUGAAGAUAGAAAGUGAAACCCCAGUCGACAUGGCCACCAGCAUGCCCUCCAGCAGACACAAGGCAGCCACCAAAGGCUCUAGGAAACCCAAUAUAAAGAAGGAGUCCAAAUCUUCCCCUCGACCUACAGCAGAGAAAAAGAAAUACAAGUCAACGAGUAAAUCUUGUCAGAAAUCAAGGGAAAUCAUUGAAACAGAUACCUCAUCCUCAGAUUCGGAUGAAAGUGAGAGCCUUCCUCCCUCCUCACAAACUCCUAAGUAUCCUGAGAGCAGUAGGACUCCUGUUAAGCCUUCCUCAGUAGAGGAAGAAGACAGCUUUUUCCGGCAACGAAUGUUCUCUCCUAUGGAAGAGAAGGAACUUCUUUCACCCCUCAGUGAGCCUGAUGACAGGUAUCCGCUUAUUGUGAAGAUUGACCUGAAUCUCUUGACUAGAAUACCAGGAAAGCCUUACAAAGAAACAGAGCCGCCCAAGGGGGAAAAGAAAAAUGUGCCAGAAAAGCACACGAGAGAGGCUCAGAAACAAGCCUCAGAAAAGGUUUCCAACAAAGGCAAGAGGAAACAUAAGAAUGAAGAUGACAGCCGAGCCAAUGAGAGCAAGAAACCCAAAACAGAGGAUAAGAAUUCGGCAGGCCACAAGCCAUCCAGCAACAGAGAGUCAUCUAAGCAGAGCACUGCAAAAGAAAAGGAUUUGUUGCCUUCUCCUGCUGCGCCUGUUCCUUCAAAAGAUCCAAAAACAGAGCAUAGCUCUCGGAAGAGGACUAUUAGUCAGUCUUCCUCCCUAAAGUCAAGCAAUAAUAACAACAAGGAGAAUAGUGGCAGCAGCAAAAAUAGUUCCUCCACAUCAAAGCAGAAGAAGACUGAAGGGAAGACUUCCAGUAGCUCCAAGGAGGUCAAGGAUAAGGCUCCAAAUAGCUCCUCUAACUGCCCUCCAUCUACACCAACUCCUGAUGCUUCUAAGCCUCGGAGAACAAAGCUUGCCUUUGACGACAGUUUCCAUUGCAGGAAUUAUUCAGCAGACCAUUAUUUACAGGAAGCAAAAAAGCUAAAGCACAAUGCAGAUGCAUUGUCUGAUAGGUUUGAGAAAGCAGUGUACUAUCUUGAUGCUGUGGUAUCUUUCAUUGAAUGUGGGAAUGCAUUAGAGAAAAAUGCUCAGGAAUCCAAGUCCCCAUUCCUUAUGUAUUCAGAGACGGUGGAUCUCAUCAAAUACACUAUGAAGUUAAAGAAUUACUUGGCGCCAGAUGCUACAGCUGCAGAUAAAAGACUCACAAUACUUUGCCUACGAUGCCAGUCUUUGCUGUACCUGAGGCUAUUCAAACUGAAGAAGGAAAAUGCUCUGAAGUACUCAAAGACACUGACGGAGCAUCUGAAGAAUUCUUACAAUAAUUCUCAAGCUCCAUCACCUGGCUUGGGAAGCAAAGCUGUUGGGAUGCCUUCCCCUGUUUCUCCAAAACUGUCACCAGGCAAUUCAGGAAAUUACUCUUCUGGAGCCAGUAGUGCUUCAGCUAGUGGCUCUUCAGUGACCAUCCCACAGAGGAUCCACCAGAUGGCAGCCAGCUAUGUUCAGGUUACAUCCAACUUCCUCUAUGCCACUGAAAUUUGGGACCAAGCGGAACAGCUUUCCAAAGAGCAAAAAGAAUUCUUUGCUGAACUGGAUAAAGUAAUGGGCCCUCUCAUCUUUAAUGCAAGCAUCAUGACAGACCUAGUUCGUUACACCCGGCAGGGACUGCACUGGCUUCGCCAGGAUGCCAAGUUAAUAUCUUGAACUGAACACAUUCUCGUUGCCUCUGAUUUUCUCCACAACACUGUGUCACAUCACGAAGGAAAACUGCCAUAACACGCCACCUAGUCGACACUAAGAAUGAGGAAUGGUUUUCUCCUCCCUGGUUCAUGUGGUGUUGUUUAUAACCCCAAGCUAUCAUGUCAGUUGAUCCUUUUAAUGUUCUGAGUAUGAAAAAUUAUUUAAAUACUUUUAAAUCUGCAGCACAUUGAUAAGAUGGUUUCAUUUUUCUGUAAUAAGAUUGAAAUUCCAGUUGUAAUUCAUAACUAAUCAAUUGAAAUUCUAUUUAUUUUAGUUUUUUUUAGUUCCCAGGUUGGGGCUACUUUAAAGUUUAGUUAUUUCUACCUAUAAAUUUACUUGGUUGAACAUUUAGCAUACAUGUAAUGUAGGCAUUUUUAUUUAUAUGCUUUGCGAGCUUUGUUACCUAAUAGUGUGUUUUUGUGGAAGCUCUUACAAAAGAGUAAGAGUUGGUUCAUCUUAAAUAUGGACAUAUUCUUUCCACACCUACUACCUGAUAUUAUUUCAAAUCUUAAUUACAAUUUUAUUGAAUUCAUAUUUAGUAUUAAGGUAGUCUCCACAUGAAAAAUCACUUACAUAUGAGAAGAUGGCACUCUAUGUGGAUGAAAGAUGAAAUGUGUCUCAUUUGGUUUGCGUUAUUUCAGGAACUGUGAACAUGUGUUAAUAACACUAAAGCAAUCACAAGGUGACUGUAACCUGCGUUGAAUGCAUUACAGAAGAGGGCAGGCAAGCUUUCUCAGAGAAGGACAUCAUGCGAACGGUUUCAUAAAGGGACAAUCUUGAACUUUAGGAUUUCAUUAAAAGCAUAUGUUCUUUUUUGUUGCUAGUCAUUUUUGGCACUUGUUGAAACAGAGUGAGUUACUGUCGAAAGAAGGGUGAUCCAACUCCCAAGGCUUGCUGCCUAAAUCUCUUUAAUUGGUAAUGUUUGAAGGUUAAAAUCUCAUUUCAGAAUUCUUACUGUUUUUGUUUUUUCCCAUACUAGAUGUUUCACUCUGACAUGAGCAUGCAGUGACUGAUGUAGGAAUAGGCUGGAGCUUUUGUGUGUGUGCUUUUGCUCUACAGCUUAACAGUUCUGAUGCCUGAUGUAGAGAUGGUGAAUUGCUCCUUCAAAGCUAUCUUGUAUUUACUCCCUUUGUAUUAUGAGAGCCCCCAGGAAUGAUGUAGGAGCCCUGGUCGAACAGUAGUUAAGAGCUCAGCUGCUAACCAAAAGGUCAGCAGUUCAAAUCUACCAGCCACUCCUUGGAAACCCUAUGGGGUAGUUCUACUCCGUCCUGUAGGGGCACGAUGAAUCAGAAUUGACUCGACAGCAACGGAUUUGGUUUGGUUUUAUGAAUGGUGUAUGUUUCUGAUGGGAGCAGAAAAGUCACACUAGGAAAGUAUCUAACUUGUAUGAUGUAAGCUCUCAGGAAGGGGAAGGAAACAGGGGUAGAGUUUAAGAAGCCAGCUCUGAAAGAGUUGUAUAUUAAAGUACCUUUGCCUGCAAGAUGCCUAUAGGAGUCAGAGGUGAGAAACAUGCCCCCUAUACUUUGUUUUUAGUGCCACUAUCAUGUCUGGUGUGCCUUAAAUCUUACCUUUAGAUGAAGACUCUGUGGACUGUUUACAGAAGAAGCUUUACACUAGGAGCACGUUGCCCAGCCAUACAUGGUUGGUCUUCUGCAGUAAUCAUGUUAAAUUCUGUUUUCUUUUAAAUCUUCCUUUAGAGUCAUAUAAAGAUUAAUUCUUUCAGAAAAGCUAACACUUUGGGAAAUGACUUAGUCGUCCAGUGGCUUCAUAUUUGUAGAGAUUCUUAACUGUUUUGUACCUCAAGUUGUUUUUUACAUAUCAUUGAAGAAUUAAGAUCUACAAAUUAUGUUGAAUUUAUCCUUUUUCCCUUGGAGAAAUUCUCUCUGAUGCCUUUCUAAUUUAGUCUUAUUGUUUUAGGGAGUUUUCUUUAAGAGGACAUGAUAGUUAUUUAGUAAAAACCUUGUCACUAUUAAUCAAGUAGUAGUGUCUUGUCCUCCUCUGAUUUCUCUGACCCUGAUUCCUCAAUUUGCAGUGAUGUCUUAGAAAUGAAAAAAGCAUCAUCCAGGCUUCUAGACUUUCAGCAACCACAGCCAGUGGGGCGCCUCUGAGUUCCAGUGUGUUCUAGUUUCUUGUGUGUCCUGGAGGCAGCAGGAGGAUUCCUUAGGACGACACUGAUAGUUUGUUAAAGCAGAGUUUCCUGCAUGUUUUAUGGUGCUGCUCGAAGAUACUUUCUUUUUAAAACUGUGUUAAUUCUUGGAGAAUGAGUUUUUCGAGCUUUUCACACUGGAGGAUUUUCCCCACGAAGUGAUAAUGGGCAGUGGAUCAAAAUGUUAUCCUAAAUAAAUAAAUUUUCAGUGCCGUAGUCUUUGGCAACACCACACCCUCUCCUUCAGGUCCAUCUUCUCAAAUGUCUGUCUGUGUUACCAUCUGUUCCAGCACAUGCUUCGGACUCCUGUACAGGCAACCAUUCCUCCCUCCUAAGUAGGUGUCUUCAGUGUUUUCUAAUCAUUUAAAACUGAAAUCGACAAGUAGCUAACAACUUACUUAGUCUGAGACUUGUACUUAAUAUACAGUUAAUUAUAGAAAUAGCAACUAUUUUAAAAAUUACUCUGUUGACUGCUCUUUAAAACCACACUUGUAUGCCAGGAGACAUCAGCCUACAACAGUGGACUCUUUACAGGCAACCAACGCACACAGAUUGCGGUGGAUGAAGUUGUCACGUGGUAGUCUUGUUAGCCUGGGCUGGGCUGCAGGGAGCCCUUCCCUCCAGGCAAUUCAAGCUUUCACAGCCCAGCCAAGGCUCUAGCCUGGCUGGGGAGCACCCAGCCCAUUUCUUGCCUCAGUGCCACUUUUUUCUGUGCAAGUAGCCAAGGAGUGACUUUGUAAGUAAUGAGCACUGGUAUGUUCAGAUAAAUUCACAGCUGUAGCUGCUGAAGACUGGAGAAGGUUGACCAGCACUGAUUUAAUUCCCCGAUGUAAAAGCUUGUGCCUCUGGGGAGCUCUCGCACUGAUGGAUCCGUAGGUAUCUGGGCUGCACUUUGAAUGACACAUUUGUAGCUUUAUUAAAUUCAUUGUUGUUUUUUUAAAUUGUUGUUUGUUUUCAUUAAAGAAAGGUUUAAUCAGACUAGAUCAGACAACAUCAUUUUGUAUUUAAUGACAGAAACUUUGGGAAACUUAACUUUUAAUGAAUGAGCUUGCAUUGUGAAGCAAGAGCUAGAAAAGAUGCCUGUUAUAAAUGGAAGUUCUGGCUCUGGAGACCAAGCACUCCAUGGCAUUUCAGAGCAGCCAGUGGUCGCUGCAAUCCGUGAUGCCUAGUUGUGUCGAGGAGGGGGUACGCUGUGUACUCUUCUAGAUGUGAGGGUAUGCAACUUUGGAUUUUAAAAUUAUGUACACAUACACACUUUAUAUAUAUGUAUGUAUGUAUGAAAACAUGAAAUUAGUUUGUCAAAAAUGUGUGUGUUUAGUAUUUUAGCUUAGUGCAACUAUUUCCACAUUAUUUAUUAAAUUGAUCUAAGACACUUUCUUGUUGACACCUUGAAUAUUAAUUUUCAAGGGUGCAAUGUGUAUUCCUUUAGAUUGUUAAAGCUUAAUUACUAUGAUUUGUAGUAAAUUAACUUUUAAAAUAUAUUUGAGUCCUUCUGUAGUACUAUAGGGCUCUUACAGGGUGGAAAGGAUGUUAAUUUUCCAGUUGAACAAAAUGGCUUCGUUAUGUGUUUUGAAUUAUAGGAGCUUGCCUCUCGUUCCCGGAGACAUCUACUAGGACAACUGCUUCAGGCAGAUUGUUUGUUUGAAAAACAAAAGUAACAUGGGGAGCAAAGCAUUUCAAAUCCUCAUACACUCCUAUAACUCAUAUUUCCUAAUUAUGUGGAACACAAAUUUUAUUUCAGCUUCAUGUAUCAUUGUGUUGGAGAGGCAGAUUUUUCCCCAAUAAUAAGUAAUAUUGCAAAGCUAAGGUUGCUAUUCAGUAAAAUAAAUAGAAGAAAUAACUAACGCUCACUUUUGAAUGACUUGGAAUAUGUAGUGAGAAGGGGUCAAACUGGCCAUGAUUGUGAGCAUUUCUUUAAUGUGUUCAACCAAUGGAGAAGUUCAGUUUAGACCUCUAGACCUUAGAACCAAGCUAGCAGGUGACACGAAGUAAGUUCAGAGUUGGUAAAGGUGGUCUUAUUAAGCCCUUAUUUAAAUGAACCCAAUGGUUCGUUAAAAAAAAAAAAACCUUCUUGUCUCCAGAAAAGGGAAUGGAAA